Phalaenopsis equestris is the source of this 3095-nucleotide messenger RNA. Its product is annotated as probable lipoxygenase 6. NCBI's taxonomy places the organism in Eukaryota, Viridiplantae, Streptophyta, Magnoliopsida, Asparagales, Orchidaceae. Gene Ontology annotation, molecular function: oxidoreductase activity, acting on single donors with incorporation of molecular oxygen, incorporation of two atoms of oxygen; protein binding; metal ion binding. The record is from RefSeq and is a predicted model, not a curated record. Bases 91 to 2814 code for a protein of 907 amino acids. The transcript is spliced from 8 exons. Gene Ontology annotation, biological process: lipid oxidation.
UAUUAUAAAGUACUACUUCCACCGGAUGCCGUACAGAUUGGCGCUGGCUUUCUCCGCUCCUUGCAUACCAAGCUCUGAGUUUCAAGGAAGAUGGCUAUCGCCGGCCAAGUCGCCGGUCCUUAUCUCGUUCGCAGGUCUUCUAUGCUCCCUGAUCCCAAUAUCUUGAUGCUUGGAAUGAAACAGAGCAGCGGUCUCUGUUCCUCCACUCCUAUUCUGUUUCCGGCGAAACAGGGGGGGUUUCUGUCCCGUUCGUUGAGGCUCAUGCGAUCGCCUGUGGCUACGCUAAGGGAGGAGGUGGUGAGUUUAGUGGUGGGAAAGCCGGCGAAGAUCAAGGUGAGAGCGGUUAUUACGGUGAGAAAGAAGAGUAAGGAGGAUUUACUGGACGCUGUUGCCAAACAGCUGGAUCCUAAGAUCGGCAAAAAUGUGGUUUUGGAACUGAUAAGCACACAGAUUAAUAAAAGAACAAGGGCACCGAAGAAGAGCGGAGAGGCAGUGAUCAAGGACUGGGACGAUAAGAUGAAGGCUAAAGGAGAGCGAGCGGUAUGCGUGGUGGAUUUUACGGUGGACUCAGACUUUGGAGAGCCCGGCGCCAUUACCGUGGCCAAUCGACACCAGCGCGAGUUCUUUCUAGAAAGCAUCAUCGUUGAAGGAUUCCCCUUUGGCACCGUACACUUCCUCUGCAACUCUUGGGUGCAGUUAAUGAAGGACAUCCCUUCCAAGCGCGUCUUUUUCAGCAACAAGGCUUAUUUGUCAUGGGAGACGCCGGAGGGACUCAAGGAGUUGAGGGAGAAGGAGUUGAUAGAGCUGAGAGGAGAUGGCAAUGGGGUUCGGAAACUAUCCGAUCGGAUUUACGAUUAUGCCACUUACAACGAUUUGGGAAAUCCCGAUAAGGGGAAGGAACACAGCAGGCCGAACCUUGGCGGCGAGAAGAUGCCGUAUCCUCGCCGGUGCCGCACCGGCCGGGCACCGACGGAUACAAAUUUGGAAUGUGAGAGCAGAAUUGAGAAGCCCCAUCCAGUGUACGUCCCCCGAGACGAAGCAUUUGAGGAGCUGAAGCAGGACACUUUCUCAGCCGGCAGAUUGAAGGCUGUGCUCCACAACCUCGUCCCUUCCCUCGUAGCUUCCGUCUCUGCAGAAAAUCUCGACUUCCAGUGCUUUCAUGACAUCGACAAUCUUUACAAGGAUGGACUGCUCUUAAAGCUCGGCAUUGAGGGUCAUCUUCUCCACAAGAUUCCUCUCGUCCGGAAGCUCCACCAGUCCAGCCAUGGCUUUCUUCGAUAUGACACUCCAAGCAUUCUCUCCAAGGACAAAUUCGCGUGGCUCCGCGACGACGAGCUCGGCCGCCAGGCCAUUGCCGGAAUCAACCCGGUCAACAUCGAGCGUGUCCAAGUCUUCCCGCCGGUCAGCAAGCUCGAUCCCGACCUGUACGGUCCACCGGAAUCCGCCAUCACCGAAACACACAUUGCCGGCCACCUCAACGGCAUGUCCGUUCAACAAGCAAUCGAAGAAGAGAAGCUCUUCAUGAUUGACCACCACGACACCUACCUACCGUUCGUCGACCGCAUCAACUCCCUCGACGGUCGGAAGUCCUAUGCGACGCGCGUCAUCUUUUUCUUAAGCUCGCUGGGGACUCUCCGGCCGGUGGCGAUUGAGUUAGCUCUGCCUCCGGAGACUGCCGGAGGAAAACGGUUCAGCCGCGUGCUGACGCCUCCGUGUGACGCUACGACGAGCUGGCUGUGGCAGCUGGGGAAGGCACAUGCGUGCGCUAACGACUGUGGGGUGCACCAGCUGGUGAACCAUUGGUUGAGGACGCACGCGUGUAUGGAGCCAUUUAUACUGGCGGCGCACCGGCGGCUGAGCUGCAUGCACCCGGUUUUUAGGCUGCUACACCCGCAUAUGAGGUACACGCUUGAGAUAAACGCGCUGGCCCGACAGAGUUUGGUCAACGCCGGCGGAGUUAUAGAGUCGUGCUUUACGCCUGGGCCUCUGUGUAUGGAGAUCUCGGCUGAUUAUUACCGCCAACAUUGGCGGUUCGAUAAGGAAGGUCUCCCGGCGGAUCUUAUCCGAAGGGGCGUCGCCGUGGAAGACCCAUCGCAGCCGCACUCCCUCCGUCUCCUCAUCUCCGACUACCCCUAUGCCGAAGACGGUCUUCUCAUCUGGUCCGCCAUCGAAUGUUGGGUCAAUCACUACACCAACCAUUACUACCCCAACACUUCCUCCAUUCUUUCCGACACCGAACUCCAAUCCUGGUACUCCGAAUCCAUCAAUUCCGGCCACGCUGAUCUCCGCCACUCCACUUGGUGGCCCUCACUCUCCACCCCCACCCAUCUCUCCUCCAUCCUCACCACCCUCAUCUGGAUCUCCUCUGCCCAACACGCCGCUCUUAACUUUGGCCAAUACCCUCUGGGCGGCUACGUUCCAAACCGCCCUCCACUGAUGCGCCGCCUUCUUCCCGACGAUAAAGAUGCCGCCUUUGUCGCCGAUCCGCACCGAUAUUUUUUGUCGGCAAUGCCCAGUGUUCUGCAGACGACGAAGUUUAUGGCGGUGGUGGAUACAUUGUCGACGCAUUCGCCGGAUGAGGAGUAUUUGGGGCAGAGGAGGGAGGCGGCGUGGACGGCGGAGGAGGAGGUUUUGGAAGGGUAUGAGGAGUUUUCGGCGGAGAUGGGGAGGAUUGAGGAGGAGAUUGGGAGGAGGAAUUGGGAUUCGGAGAAGAGGAACAGGUGUGGAGCUGGUGUGCUGGGUUAUGAGUUGCUUGUGCCUAGUUCUGGGCCGGGGGUCACCGCUAGGGGAGUGCCCAAUAGCAUUUCUAUAUGAGUUUUGUUUUGUUGUAGGGAUGAUUGUUACAUUCAGAUUACCCGAAAUACCCAUAUUUACAACUUAAGCCACCAAAGUCAUUUUUCUGAACUACCGAAUCGAUGUAUUUAAAUUUAGGGGUGCCACGAUCAAACUAUUGAGAAUUUUGAUAUUUGAGUGAGAAUAUGAAAAAUAGAUGAAAGAGGGUGGUUGAUCUGUAAAUAGCAAGUUUGGGUUGAUCUGUAUGUAAUUGUCCCUUAGGGUAGUUUGUAUAUUAAAUGUACUAUUGUUAUGUUUGUUUC